This is a messenger RNA of Doryrhamphus excisus (bluestripe pipefish), 2053 nucleotides long. The record is from RefSeq and is a predicted model, not a curated record. Lineage: Eukaryota; Metazoa; Chordata; Actinopteri; Syngnathiformes; Syngnathidae.
AUGAGUCCACCGACAGCAUCUCCACUGCAACACGUGAAGGGGGGAACCUUCUGCUUUGGGGAUGUUUCACUCACCAAAAUCCCUCCUGAGAUGCCAGCCAAGCGUGAAGUACAAGCAGGUGUUUCCCUCAUCGAUCGUCCACAAACAGGACAUGCAGCCCGUCCAUCAGCACCCACCAGGCCCAGACCGUACCAGGGUGUUCGAGUCAAAGAUCCAGUCAAAGAGCUGCUGAGAAGAAAGAGAAGUACCACCACAGCAGGAAGUACUGUAGAUGUGAUUACACACAACAAGCCGUCCUACACACAAGGAGUCCUCGAUGAGGCCAGCUGCUCCAGCGAUUCGCUGGCUGCAGUGUGCCACGGAGACGGGCAGAGUUCCCAAUGGACGGCGUCCAGGACCACGUUGCAGCCUGCGGUACCCGUCUGGUCUCCAUCUGAUUGCCAACAGGACGCAUCCACGCAGCAUCUUUGCUACACGACCGCCUCCACUGUGACAGCGGAUGUCUACAUGCAAACUCUGUGCCCCAGCUGCACCAUGCUGACAUACACGCAUACGCCACUGCUCACCAACUUUGGGACCAUACCUGUGGCCCCGGCAGCAUGUUCCCUUCCUCACGUGGAGCUCCCAGAAUCAGGGUUCGCUUAUAUCCCCUGGUCCCAACCCUUCACUGCUCUCUCGACUAUGCCCAGUUCAGGAGUCCAGUUUGGCCCAGGAUCUGCGACGCUGUCAGGGUCCUCGGUGGUCCAUAUGCCUUGGUCCACCAUGUUCCCUCAGCAAGACCCUCAAGGUAUGGAUUGUCAGCCCCAGAACCUGGAGCCCCUGCAAUAUUCACACCAAGUCAACCCUGAGCCACACAGUGAGGCACCGGAUGAAGAUCAGGGUGCAGAAUUGGACGAGUCCAACCUGCUGGAUAAAAUUCUGGAGGGUCAGAGAAAAGAUGAUGAAUUGGGAGGCAAGGAGUCGUACAGUAGCUCACUUUUUUUACCAAAUGCUUAGUGAUGGAACUUCGGGGCCAUCCUAACACCUUGCAUCGUUCUUCACCACCCACAGAGCAGAGACCUUCUUACCAUCACACAGAAAAACUAUUCUCAUAUUUUUCACUUUCAUGAUUCAGGAUUUGAUCUUAUGAAGCAUUUGUAACAGAAUCAGAAAAUGGAAGAGCCCAUGUUCAUGUCCAUGGGACAAUGAAUACAGACGCUUACAUUUUUUCUGGUUGCAUUGAAAUGUGCCUGACACUCUGAAAAACCAGCCUGUGAGGUUGUGGUAACAUGUGUACACUGCAUGCUCAUCAGCCAAUUUACCACUGUUCAGUGCACUUCGCCUGCGCCAAGAAUACACCAGGUCGGAGCUAGGGAGCUUUCUGCGCACCUUUGGCGGCCUACUUUGUCACAAAAUUGUCACUGCAUCAAGCUGAAAAUGUGGACACCUCCCCUGGUGCGUCGCCAUGCCCAUCUCGACACAGUUUAGUCUACCAAAGUACAGUACUGCACUGGACCAAAUUACCACUGCGUGGGGUGCGCCAACCUGCGCCACUUUGAGCUGCGCCAUGAAAUUAGAGCCCUCAAUGUCAACAAAGGUGAAUUCAUAGGGUGUUAACAAGGCAUUCAAUAAAUGAUAAUCAGCGCCGCUGAAAUAAAACUAAUCUCCAGUCGAGAAAGAGACUGGAGAGAGAUUCCUACGGUGUUUUAUUUUUUUAGUUUUAUUUCAACAACACCUUCAAGUUUCCUUGUGUUUUGCAUUCUUGUCCUCUUGCUCGCUCCUGAUUCAUGAUGUCUUUUGGACGACACGUUGAAAUUUCACCUUCUGUAGCUCUGCAAGAGCCUACCUGCACACGCACCCCUCUGAUUGGUCAGGUGGGGAGGGCUGUCAAUCAAUGUGCGGCCUCUUUUCUCUCCUCCGCCUCAUGGUAGCGCAUCCAAUGCGCAUACGCGUUACUGUACAAAUACCUCCCCUCGUGCAAAAUGUGGGCCCCCCCCAUGAAGCCCCCUACACGUGGCGUGUUCUGCGUUUAGGAGGACCCUGAACCCUCCUGUCUCUAGCUGUUGUUUGCAAA